Molecule: messenger RNA, 2512 nt
Organism: Sinocyclocheilus anshuiensis
Lineage: Eukaryota; Metazoa; Chordata; Actinopteri; Cypriniformes; Cyprinidae
Product: lysyl oxidase homolog 4
Exons: 13
Coding region: 1-2130 (709 amino acids)
Biological process (GO): collagen fibril organization; peptidyl-lysine oxidation
Cellular component (GO): membrane
Molecular function (GO): copper ion binding; protein-lysine 6-oxidase activity
Source: RefSeq, a predicted model, not a curated record
AUGUGUAAUGCAUGUGUCCGAGCGCAGGUGGAGAAGAUGAUGAUGAUGAUGAAGAUGAUGAUGAUGAUGCUCCUCACCGUCGCUCCGCUCGCGCGCGGUGUCCCGGGGCUCCAGCUGCGUCUGGAGGGCGGCAGGAACAGGUUCGAGGGCCGGCUGGAGGUGCUGUAUAAUGGCGCGUGGGGAACCGUGUGUGACGACGAGGUCAACAUCAAUCUGGCCAACGUGGUGUGUCGCGAACUGGGCUUUUCCCGCGGACUCACCUGGGCUCACAGCGCCAAGUUCGGCGAGGGUCGCGGUCCGGUCUGGCUGGAUAACGUCUGGUGUUCGGGCAGCGAGAGCUCUCUGUCGGAGUGCCGGUCGAACGGCUGGGGUGUGAGCGACUGCACUCACGCUGAAGAUCUGGGAGUCGUCUGCAGUCCGGAUCCACCCAACCAGGGUCACGUCCCCCGGUACCAAGAGCCUCCUUCACCUCAGAUCUCUAACCUGGUCUCGAACGCUCCUCAGCGCGGGCACGAGAUCGGCCUCCACCGCGGCAGCCGCGGCCCGUCCUCACCGCAGCUCACCGGCCAUCGCAUCCAGCUGCGCAGGAACGGGUUCGAGAGCGCCGUCACCCCGCGGGGACACCAGAUCCCGGACUUCCUGCGCAGCAGAGCCUCCUACAGACGAGCACAGGAAGUGACGCCCGCUCAGACCACACGAAACCCUGAGAGACCAGCACCAGCGCCGGAGCCGGUUUACAGUCCCGAGCCGGUGGAGCACAGUAACAGGAUGGAUCUGGACGAGCAGUCGUCUGGGUCGCUCCGGCUGGACGAGGUGCGUCUCCGAGCCGUUCUGAGCGCCGCUCGGAGCGCUGCCAUGGUGACGGAGGGUGUGCUGGAGGUGAGGCAUGCUGGGAAAUGGAGGCAGGUGUGUAGUGUGGGCUGGGAUCUCAGCAGCAGUCGUGUGGUGUGUGGCAUGCUGGGAUUCCCGUCAGCGGAGCAGCUCGACACACGCGUGUACCGUCUGUUCUUCAGUGGUGAGGAGGAGAGUACAGGUCCGAUCCACAUGAACGCGGUGCAGUGUUCGGGCCGGGAGAGCUCCAUCACACAGUGCCGCUUCCAGGAGGUCCAGCGUUACUCAGGCAAACACUCCCAGGAUGCAUCUGUCCGCUGCAACGUCCCCAACACCGGCCUGAGCGCGACGGUGCGUCUGGCGGGCGGGCGGGAGGCGGCGGAGGGCCGGGUGGAGGUGCUGAUGGAGGUGAACGGUCAGCAGCGCUGGGGCUCCGUCUGCAGUGAGAACUGGGGCAUUAAUGAAGCCAUGGUGGUGUGUCGACAGCUCGGCUUCGGCUUCGCUUCCAGAGCCCAUCAGGAGACCUGGUUAUGUUGGACAUUCAUGCAGCUGUUAAAUGUGCUGCUCUUGUGUAUAUGUGAUGAGCGCGUGCUGUGUGUGUCCUCAGCGGCUCCGGAUCUGGUGAUCGACGCGCAGCUGGUGCAGGAGUCUGCGUAUCUGGAGGACCGGCCGCUGCACCUGCUCACCUGCGCUCACGAGGAGAACUGUCUGUCGUCCUCCGCCGCGCGCAUGAGCUGGCCCUACGGUCACCGGCGGCUGCUGCGCUUCUCCUCACGCAUCAUGAACCUGGGACGAGCCGACUUCAGACCACGAGCCUCGCGAGAGUCCUGGACCUGGCACCAGUGCCACCGGCACUACCACAGCAUCGAGGUGUUCACGCACUACGACCUCCUGACCCUGAACGGCACAAAGGUCGCGGAGGGUCACAAGGCCAGCUUCUGUCUGGAGGACACAUACUGCCCUGAAGGCCUGAGCAAACGCUACGCCUGCUAUAACAUGGGUGAUCAGGGCAUCAGCGUGGGCUGCUGGGAUACGUACCGCCACGACAUCGACUGCCAGUGGGUGGACAUCACCGACGUGCGGCCCGGAGACUACAUCUUCCAGGUCAGAGUUCACGCCCACCCUAACCCUAAACCUGACAUGGCGGAGUCUGAUUUCCAGAAUAACGUGAUGCGCUGCCGCUGCCGCUACGACGGAGCACGCGUCUAUCUGUACGGCUGCCACGCCGGUGACGCUUACAGCGCAGAGGCAGAGGACCUGUUUGAACACCAGCGUCAGAUCUCAAACAACUUCCUGUGAUGAAGCCACGCUGGUUUCUCUGAUCGCCGCAGCAACACUCGCUGGGCGGAGUCUGCGUGAUUGACGGGGAGGGGGUGGGGUUAGUGUGAUGAUUGACAGGUGGGUGUUUACACUACAGUUCGUCCGGUAUUAAUGACGCAGAAGAUCAGAAGGACGUCCUGCUGUUAUAAUGAAGGACUUCAUGAGCUUGCGCAGAUGUUUCCAGCACGUCUCAGUGAGGCUCUUGUGUGUAUUGAUUCAUCUUCAUCACCCAUCCGAGAUUCAGAGGAAAACAUGUUAUGGCACAAAAUAAAAAAAACACUAAUAUUGAAAAUCAGUCAUGAAAGUAGAACAUUGUUUUUCAGGUUGCAACGAUUUGAAGUAAACGUAAUAGAAUUUUUUU